Molecule: messenger RNA, 4065 nt
Organism: Dufourea novaeangliae
Lineage: Eukaryota; Metazoa; Arthropoda; Insecta; Hymenoptera; Halictidae
Product: cilia- and flagella-associated protein 61-like
Exons: 21
Coding region: 1-4065 (1354 amino acids)
Source: RefSeq, a predicted model, not a curated record
AUGAUGAACAUUUGGUUUGGUGAUCCAGAAGUAUAUUUCAACGGCUUAAGGAAUAGCGAGGAUGCAUCGUCGAAGAUUCUCGGCGUCAGACGGAUGGAGCACAGCGAUCUGUCGAUCCUCGAACGACUGAUACACCCCGAUACGUACACCAUGUUUGGCGACGUGAACCUCGGACGAAUCUUGUGCCGUUUUUAUUCGAUCCAAUUAACCGAACGAUUCCGGAACGGCGUGCAUUCUUUAAACAUGGGACGCCCGUUUUCAGGGAAACGCGCAAUUUAUAUUUCUAUGUCUAUGCGUGCAUUCGACAGGUUUCGAAAUAAGAUCACAGGGAACGUUGCGAUUUCCAGCGAGGCGAGCUGUCUGUCGGUGGUCCAAUGGAACGAGAGACGCGAUGUCAUCGCAGGCAUAUGCCUGUGCAAUUAUCCAAACGUGCCGUCGGUCCCGCCGGAGGACUGGCCGUACUGGCUGGACACGCUAUACGGGCUCAAAAAUGUGACGACAAGGAACGCUCUGUUCGUGCACUUCCUCGUGUGGGACAGUCGAUACAUGGGUCGUUUCUUCGAGGACCUUCUGACCGGACUGUUCGACAUCGCCUCGUAUCUGUCUCACGUGAUCCUCGUGCUUCCACCUCGGGUUAUUCUAGCGAACGUGUUCGAGAAACAGAUGAUCAGGGUCCCGUCCAAGUGUCACGGGAACACAGAUUCCGUACAAUGCGUCUACAGGACAAUUGAAAUUUUGAAACAUUCGAGGUUGAAGAUUCGACGCGUCGUAGAGGAGGACAACGACAUCGUGGUACCGUUGAUCGAUGCCGAAUCGAGUCUCCUGAAGGAGUACUACGGGGAGUAUUACGUCAGCGAGAUAGUUCGUUAUCCGAACGACUACCGCCAGCUGAUCGUGUCCGAGGACGCCGAAGGCCUACCCUCUGGCGUGAUGUUUCUUAACAGGCGAAUAGACGUGGACGUGCUCAACGAGAAUUUCGAGCUUGGCCCGUACAAUGGCCUUAGGAAGCCACACGAGAACGAUCUGUUCCCUCCAGAGAGCAUGGAACCGCCGAGCGAGACUUUCUUUGCGAGUUUCUCGGGAAAGCCUCAAGAGGAAAUGGACGGAGGAGUCCCGAUUAUAAUACCCUCGGAUCAGACACUGGAAGGUUGGGAGAGACCGAUCGAGGAAGGCAGCUUCGUCAGUUUAGCCGAUCAGAAAACGAACCAGAAGAACCGGAAACGAUCAACGUUGUUUGUGGACGAUGCACGAACGGCCAGUGACGAUUACAAUAAGUAUUUUCUAUCGAGGAUUCUACUGCAUGGUUUCGAGGACAUCGCUGACGAUUUUCUGCGGAACAUCGAUGCUCCGUCACCGGUGGAAAGUAAAACAAAACCGGAAGAACAGACGGGACUUCCCACGCGACCUGUUUAUUGUGGCGAACCGAACGCGUUCGUCGUGGAGAUUUUCACAGUGCAGGAACGAAUCAAGUACCGUUCCGGUAGAAACUUCCUCGAGGCUGCGUUCGAGUGUUUCCCCGACUUGGAAUACUGCGCGAUUCUUCUGCCGUUCUCCCAUCCGCCGCUUCCUCUUCUCGAGAGUUUCGUGCGGGUACCAGCUAGAUCCAACAGGGACUAUCCAAUGAUCCUGCACGUGACCCAUCGUGCUGCUCUUCUGGGCGAGAUAGAGACCCGCGCAGGUGAUCCUUGCGAUUUGGAAGCUGUACAAGAAUUGUUAGGCAGUAUUCCAAAGGCGGACAGCAUUCUCGCGGAUUUCGACGUAGCUACGAGGAAAGAACAAUCAGACUUGCACAGUUACGUGUUCACGUGGAACAAUAAAGUCGUCGGCGUAAUGAUCCUUUGUGUCGAGAAAGAGGUAACAUACAUCAGAAGGCGUUUCCACGUAGAGGAUUACAUCGCGACGAAGGACGUGCCUCAGGACGCGUACGCUCGCGUGCUUCACUUCGUUCUGAUGCCGAUCUUCUCCAUUCACCUGCGCCACCUCUUCUCCGAAACGAUGCGUCUCAGCGGGCUGAUCGUCUUUUAUUAUCGACUGACUGGGAACGCGUUGAGCGCGCUGACGCGCGCGCAACCACUCGCGAUUUGCUUGACCGCCAUGGUGCACGUCCGUCCCCGACGAAGGAUCGAGUACAGGUUUCGGGGGCUCACGGAAACCGAUGAACCGGACACAAACAGGGAACCGUUCUCGCUCUUCAUGACCACGCCGAGAAUAAUAACAAGCGGCAAUCUGAUUUUCGACACGAAGAUCGUUGUGAUAGGGGCUUCGGAUUGUGGCGUAGCUGUCCUGGAACAGCUUGCUUUCGGGUCCACUCACGAUUCCACUCGAUUCGCGAAUCUGACGGUUAUAUCGCCGAAUGGUUUGCCGUUUGAGAAUGAACGAAGCCCUAUGGUCGCGAGUAUGAUGCCAUUUUAUGGACGGAUCGACGACGAUCCGUUAUCGUCUCUGGUUGAAUACUUAAUUGGCCGUGUGAUCGAUAGGAAGGGGAAGUAUGUGACGGUGAUGCGUCAGGGAAACGUCGCGUACGACUACUUGAUCGUGACUUGCGGAUUACAGUAUCAGAUGCCGCAGUUCGAGGCGGAGCUGGACGCGCAAAGGACAGGCGUGCAAGAUUCUCUAGAAUUGAAUAUACAGAGUGUCCCAAUUAGCCCAUGGAAAAUUUAUAUUUGCAUAAACAUCCGCGGUCCAGUUAUGAAAUUCGUACGAAUAUUCGCAAGUAUGCUUUUCUCUGCGUGCAGAGAGUUUGUGGAUCGCGGGCCACCGUGGAACUGUCUGGUUCUAAACGACGACACGCAGGCGGCCAUGUGUCUGAACAAAAUCCAGUUGUUGACGAACAACUUCGAGGACCAAAAGAGUAUUAUUUUAUACGGACGGAACAUCGAUUGCUACUGCGCUCUUCAAGGAUUGCUCGAGUCCGGAAUGGAUGGUUCUUGGAUCACGUUGAUUGAGCCGCCGAUGGAUCAGUGUGAUUCACACGACAGCAUUUUCUACAACGAUUGCGAGGUGCACGCGGUAGUGAUGAACGCGAUAUCGAUCAGCGGCGUGACGAUCCUCGCGGAAUGGGAAUUGGUCGACUGGUAUCUGAGGGAAUCAACGGAAGGGACAAUAAUAGAAGCGCUCGUGUUACCUUUCUGUCGAGCUGGACUGAUGUUCGACGGUCAACUGGUGAUAGAUCCGGAGUUCAGGACGAACGAUCCGUUCAUCUUCGCCGCUGGUACCGGCACCAAGUACAGUAGAAGGUUCAGCGCGGAGGCCUGGCAGCAUAAAUAUUACAACAGCAUAGAAAUCGGCGAGAGACUCGCGAAAGUUCUGCGAUCGAUCAUCGACGAACAGAACGUUGAGACAGCUGCGACGACGACGUCGAAGCCCAAGAAGCAAAAGACGGCGUUUCCGUCCUUUCGAUCCGGUCACGUCGUCGCCUGCACGCUGCCCGGUGGCUAUCGUUAUCUCCACGUUCACACGCCUGGCAAACACGGUACCCAACAAAAACGGGUGCUUCAUCGGGAAUUUUAUGGUACCGACAUGGUCACUGGUAGCUGUGAGUCCGAUAUCGGCUACUUCCGUCUGCGUCUGAGCUGCUACGACACCGUGAAAAUGAUCACCUGUUUGAGCAAAAAGGAUUUCGAAGUCCAUCAAAUGAUUAAGUUGUACGGGAUGCACGAGAAACUGUUGAACGAAUUGAAGACGCGAUUCCAAAAAUCGUUGAUCUCGGACUUCUACGCGUACUUCCGAGAACCGUGGGCAACGGCGCUCUUCUACGACCGAUUCGACUGUCUUCGGGUGGAGAACCGAGCCCUUUUGUUAUCUAAAACGGCGAUUCCUGGUCAGUCCUUGAUCGACGACUGCAUCAGUGCUCUGACCAAGUCCAAAUGGGAGCCAAUGCAGGAGAUGGAUCGACGCAGCAUCGAGGCGAGAUACGCCGGCUCGGUGUACCACCAGGAGCUCGAGGAUAAUCUUCUGGACUUCCUGCAGUUCUACGAGGAGGACAUGCCCGUUUACUGCACGCCUGAUAAGCUGCACGAAUUAUACGACGACGUCGAGUACAGUCCCCUGUACACGGAGCUUUGA